GUGUCCCGGAAGUGGUCAUAAGCUGGGUCCCGAUGCCGCGAGCGGAAUCUCGGCGCUCCCGGAAGUGGCCCGGAGGCGGCGCGCCAGUCCCGAGCAGUGCUCGCUCCUGCUCGGGGCGCUGCGGCCCCGGGCGUCGCCAUGACCAGCGAGCUGGACAUCUUCGUGGGGAACACGACCCUUAUCGACGAGGACGUGUAUCGCCUCUGGCUCGAUGGUUACUCGGUGACCGACGCGGUGGCCCUGCGGGUGCGCUCGGGAAUCCUGGAGCAGACUGGCGCCACGGCAGCAGUGCUGCAGAGCGACACCAUGGACCAUUACCGCACCUUCCACAUGCUCGAGCGGCUGCUGCAUGCGCCGCCCAAGCUACUGCACCAGCUCAUCUUCCAGAUUCCGCCCUCCCGGCAGGCACUACUCAUCGAGAGGUACUAUGCCUUUGAUGAGGCCUUUGUUCGGGAGGUGCUGGGCAAGAAGCUGUCCAAAGGCACCAAGAAAGAUCUGGAUGACAUCAGCACCAAAACAGGCAUCACCCUCAAGAGCUGCCGGAGACAGUUUGACAACUUUAAACGGGUCUUCAAGGUGGUAGAGGAAAUGCGGGGCUCCCUGGUGGACAAUAUUCAGCAACACUUCCUCCUCUCUGACCGGUUGGCCAGGGACUAUGCAGCCAUCGUCUUCUUUGCUAACAACCGCUUUGAGACAGGGAAGAAAAAACUGCAGUAUCUGAGCUUCGGUGACUUUGCCUUCUGCGCUGAGCUCAUGAUCCAAAACUGGACCCUUGGAGCCGUCGACUCGCAGAUGGAUGACAUGGACAUGGACUUAGACAAGGAAUUUCUCCAGGACUUGAAGGAGCUCAAGGUGCUAGUGGCUGACAAGGACCUUCUGGACCUGCACAAGAGCCUGGUGUGCACUGCUCUCCGGGGAAAGCUGGGCGUCUUCUCUGAGAUGGAAGCCAACUUCAAGAACCUGUCCCGGGGGCUGGUGAACGUGGCCGCCAAGCUGACCCACAAUAAAGAUGUCAGAGACCUGUUUGUGGACCUCGUGGAGAAGUUUGUGGAACCCUGCCGCUCCGACCACUGGCCACUCAGCGACGUGCGGUUCUUCCUGAAUCAGUAUUCAGCGUCUGUCCACUCCCUCGAUGGCUUCCGACACCAGGCCCUCUGGGACCGCUACAUGGGCACCCUCCGCGGCUGCCUCCUGCGCCUGUAUCAUGACUGAGGCGCCUCCCAACGCUCCGCCCACGCUGACAAUAAAGUUGCUCUGAGUUUGGA
Pan troglodytes (chimpanzee) is the source of this 1265-nucleotide messenger RNA. It is a transcript of the gene FIBP, whose product is annotated as FGF1 intracellular binding protein. The coding region runs from base 139 to 1212 and encodes 357 amino acids. Gene Ontology annotation, molecular function: fibroblast growth factor binding. The record is from RefSeq and is a predicted model, not a curated record. Gene Ontology annotation, biological process: platelet aggregation. Gene Ontology annotation, cellular component: nucleus. The transcript has 10 exons. NCBI's taxonomy places the organism in Eukaryota, Metazoa, Chordata, Mammalia, Primates, Hominidae.